Messenger RNA from Punica granatum (pomegranate), 1512 nucleotides. The record is from RefSeq and is a predicted model, not a curated record. NCBI's taxonomy places the organism in Eukaryota, Viridiplantae, Streptophyta, Magnoliopsida, Myrtales, Lythraceae.
GAUACCGAGGAUUGGCCUGCAUGAGCAUCUACUGUCUGGUGGGCCGUCAAGUAAUCUGAACGCUUUUCAAUUUCAAUUUUCCUUCAUUUUCCCGGAAAAUGAUUUUCCGGCCAAAGGGAAAACGGAAAACGUAGAAUAAUUUGGCGCGCUUUCGGGCAGCUCGAGCCCCUACUUCCGAAGAAAAGUCGGUAAAAAUCCUCACUUUGCUCAGAUUUGGUCCCUCAAAUCCCAACAGCGGCAAGCGGAGAAAUACCCGUCAGAUGAUCGUCGGAGUUUCCCCGGCCUAGCUCCUAUGGCUUCGACCCUUCUUCCUCACCAGCCCCGCGACCCCAAUGACUCCUCCGCCACUUCCAUCUUCUUGCCCACAGUUUGCCUGUACGACUGGUGGCUGAUUCAGGCCGAGGAAGAAAUUCAGGGCAGGAGGCUUGGAGUUGCCGGCUUCACAUCUCCCAAGGAGGGACCCGUUAAACGAGCGGUUCGUGUGUUUAAAUCUGCACCGAUCACCAAGGUGUACGAGUUUUCCACCCUGGAAACUGCAGACGGUGUUUGUGUGCUUGUGAAAGGAUUGAUGAACAAGUCUCUGAGUACUGAGAAUGGGUUCCCUUCUGAGGUCUGCAAACAUUUUGUUUUUGGAUUUCCUUUGAACUGGGAGGAAUGUGUUGCCGAACAAGGAGCCGGUUCUGCUGCAUUAAAAACAUCUGCUGAGGUGAAUUCUCAUGUUCCGGGUCAGAGUAGUCCAAGCAAAAGGGAUCAGAAGACUCCAGAGGACCACGAUAGGUUAAAAAAUAAAAAUCAACCCAGUGCCAGAAGGAAGAGAGAUUCUGCUACUGAGCGAGCUGAAGAUUUUCUUGGUCCUGAUCUUCCUAAAGAUGGUAGGGAAGAUCCUUCGUCUGCACCUCCUCUUGUUAAGCCCAGAAGAUCUUCCCGUCAUCGUUUAGGCACUUUGGAAGAAGGCAAUGCCAAAGGAGAAACAACCAGAGCUGGUGUCAUUCCUCCAUUGCAAGGAACGGUUAGAACUCCAGACUCCUUUAAACGUUCCAGAUCAGGAAGAAUACUAUUGCCAAGAUUGGCAUUCUGGCAGAACGAACUGCCAAUAUAUGAUGCGAACCGUAACAUUGCUGGUGUUCAAGGUCCGAACAAGGUUGAGUCCAGAGAUGGUGGAAAUGUGUCCAGAAGAAAGUAAUUGCAGGUGGUUCGACUUCGUGUUGCCUUCCUGGAGUAUGUUUCAAAAGGUUUCUUGGCAAGAAGAUUUUCAUUGUUGCAGCUGCAGAAAUCGAAUCCAUCCCAUCGCUGUUCGCCAACCUUGUGUAUAGAUGUUGACGAUUGUGAUCUUUUAGCUGUCCUUGUGAUUUGUAUGUUAUAGCUUCAAUUUGUUCGAACCGGUUACUGACCAGGGGAACUUUGUAUCAUCCAUGCUCAAUAGCAAGGCAUGGCUGAAACUAAUUUUGAUGAGAUCAUCUUAAUGCUCUUGCAAUUUGUGUCGACACAAUAUGAUAGCUCGUGUUUGACUAU